CAAAUUCAACAAGUUACAUUUUAUCACUUCAAAAUUACAACUAUUUCUCAAAAGCCAUGAAACCCUGUAGUAAAAGAAAGAUCAAGAAAAAAAUAACAAAAAAAAUUCUCCAUAUCACCAUUUUCAAAGAAAAGAAUCUAAGUUCUCCAAAAAAUACAAAUCAAUAUCUCCUAACCAAACAUGUGCACUAAGAAAUUAACCAAAAUAUUGAAACUAAAGAACCUGACAGUAUUUUAUCCUUUUUAUUAAAUGAAUAAAGUCCAUUAUCCAUAGAUCGAUUAUUUUAACUUUAAAACCCAGAAAUACUAAUUAAAGAGUCCCCUGAUAUGCUUAAAAGCUAUACCUGAACAUACUCAAUCA
Molecule: messenger RNA, 360 nt
Organism: Paramecium sonneborni
Lineage: Eukaryota; Ciliophora; Oligohymenophorea; Peniculida; Parameciidae
Source: the annotation of a GenBank genome assembly